Zonotrichia albicollis (white-throated sparrow) is the source of this 2453-nucleotide messenger RNA. The record is from RefSeq and is a predicted model, not a curated record. NCBI's taxonomy places the organism in Eukaryota, Metazoa, Chordata, Aves, Passeriformes, Passerellidae.
GGGACAUUUUCCAUAAACCAGGUUGCUCCAAGUCUUUCCCGACCUGGAUUCCAUCCCUGAGCUGUCAGAGGUGAGUUUGUUAUCCCCGAUCCUGCUGUGGGAGCUUCCCUGCUCCCGGCUGUCCAUGUCAAAUGCAGCACCUGGAAAUACCUGGAGAGGUAAAAACCCAUCCUGUGGGAAUUUGGGGUUUUUUCCUCCUUUGGGAGAUUCCUGAUCCGUGGAAUUAAGGUUGGUGGUGUUCCAGAUUUGCUCUGCUGUUCCAUUCAUGGUCGUCCUGGUGGUGGGUGGCUUUGGCAGCGUUCCUUAUCCAAAUGCUUCCCUCAGGGAUGGGCUCUGAGGGAAUUUUUGUCCUCCAGCACUGGGAAUUCUGGAGAAAACGCCAACAGAAAGGCAGGAGGUGGCUCGGGGAAUGUUGGUUCACAUUUGUUUGGAAACCCUCUGGAACAAACUUGGCUUCGCAUGCAGCCCCUGUUGAAAUCCGAUUUAAUUUAUGGAGGGAGGAGGAAUAUUGGGUGAGAGGCCAGAAUUUUGGGAAUGCUGUCUGGUGGGAAUCUGGUUAUUAUUUGCUUGGCGAGGAUUAAUAGGAUUCACAGAACAGUUUCUACUUGGUUCAAAUUAAAUAAUUCCUCAAAAAAAACCUCAAACCCCGGGAAUUGUGCUGGAAAAUCCUCCUGUCCUGCACCUGUGUUUGGUCAUUCCCUGUAAGGUUCAUUCCUUGAGCUGUGAUCUCAGUGUGAACCUCUGCUCUGUGGAAGAACUUCCAGCUGGAGUCGACUUCCACAAGCUUGGAAAACAAAACCCGGUGACGGCAUCGGAGAGACGAGAACCUCGGUGCCGCAGGAACUCAGCGCGGAGCUCCGGGAACGGCCGGGAAAACUCCUGGGAAAGCUGCAGGAAGAGUUCAUUUCCAGGAGACAAGAGAUGGACAAGGGGGAAAUGAGGAAUUCCCGGGUUUGGAGUUUUCCUGGUUUUGGGCUGGGACAGGGUUGGGAGUUUUUGUUUGGGGUUGGGAACGGAGCUGGGGGAUGUGCUGAUGUUGUGGCUGUUGCUUUGUCCUCGCCCCAAAUCCAGAAUUCCUGAUAAAUCCAGAAUUCCCUGGAGCUGCACAGGGACUUUGCUGCUCUUUGAUGUUUCGCUGAUCUCGGUCUUGGGGCUCUCUGGGAUAACGGGAGGUGUGGGAAUGGGAAUGGCAGGAGGUGGAAUGGGAUGGGCUCGAAGGUCCCUUCCAGCCCAAAGCCUUGUGUGAUUCUCUCUCCAGAACUCUGUGGUGUUUUCAUUUUCCUCUCCCUCUAUUUGUGCCUUCUUUCCUCACCCCACAGCACCGAAUUCUCAGUGAUUUCACCCAAACCAAGCCCCACUUCCAUUGACCACGGUGCUUUUUGUGUGGAGAUUUUUUUGUUGUUGUCGUUCCUGUACGCUUUUACUCCUCUCUGUUUCUUUCAAACCCUUUCUAUUUAAGCUCUUGGAGAGAUGGGAUGUUUUCUACCCGCAGAAUUGCAGCCUCGUCCCACCCUGUGGAUUCUUGCAGGGUUUGCUCUUCACCCACGGGAGCGUCCUGCUGGAAAGCGCUCCGGCCUCGGCUCAGCUCCGCCGGCUGGAGCCGGUUGGAGUUCUCCACCUCAGCGCUUCCACUUCCAGCUCAUCCCUCGUCACCUCCCGACAGGGCGGGUUCACGCUUUGCCUCACCGCUCCUAAAAUUAUUAAUUGUAAUUAAACCCAAACGCUGUUGUCGCAAAGAAGCGAAAUGCCAGGUUUUAAGCGAUGCUGUUGCAAGUGUCACCACCGGUUGUUGUGUUCCCUGUGUGACAUCCAAUUUGUUGGGUUAAGCUUGUUAAUCAGCUGUUUAAUUGAUUAAUCACCUGUUCUCUAUAUUUAAGAUUUUAAUCAGUGAAAGAAAAUGAUAUUUUUGUGAAUUUUGAGUGCUUUAAACUGUGCGGUGCAAAUCCCGCUCCCGUGCCUCGGGUUGCUUUUUCUCCCCGUCCUAGAAGCCGCUGUGAGCAGAUGCCAAAGAUGACCCAUCUAAUCCUUGUCUUUUAACUUGCAGCUUUGUGUUGUUCUUGGAAAGUUUCGCACCACUUGUGAAUUCCCUGAACCUUGGCCUUGCCGGCCCCCUUGUGUUGGGCCCUCCUCCUUUUCAGCUUGCCCAAAUUCAGACCCACUUGGCUCUCCAGCGCUCGGCAGGAGCCCAUCAAAUCCCCGUUCGGGGUGGUGAAGGCGUCCUGGCUGCCCGUGUUCCCCGAGAAGAGCAAACGCCUGCCCACCCCGUCCAUGAUGAACGACUACUAUGCCACGUCGCCGCGAAUAUUCCCACAUUUGUGUUCUCUGUGUAACCUUGAAUGCACUCAUAUGAAGGAUUGGAUCCUGCACCAGAACAACCCCGAGCACCUGGAGAGCUGCCGCCGGCUGCGCCAGCAAUAUCCCGAGUGGAAUCCUGAGGCUCACUCCUCCAGCAG